This is a messenger RNA of Lepisosteus oculatus (spotted gar), 541 nucleotides long. RefSeq names its product ribosomal protein S27 like (gene rps27l). NCBI's taxonomy places the organism in Eukaryota, Metazoa, Chordata, Actinopteri, Semionotiformes, Lepisosteidae. Gene Ontology annotation, molecular function: structural constituent of ribosome; RNA binding. Gene Ontology annotation, biological process: translation; ribosomal small subunit assembly. Gene Ontology annotation, cellular component: cytosolic small ribosomal subunit; ribosome. The record is from RefSeq and is a predicted model, not a curated record.
CGCAGAUCCAGUCUUUAUUUCAGUGCCCCGUAUCUGCUCAGCCCAGAUCAAUCAAUCUCUUCAUGCGCGGUUAAGGCUUUUUCCCCGUCACCAUGCCUCUGGCCAAAGACUUACUGCACCCCUCUCUUGAGGAAGAGAAAAGACAGCAUAAGAAAAAACGACUGGUGCAGAGCCCCAAUUCCUACUUCAUGGAUGUGAAAUGUCCAGGUUGCUAUAAGAUCACUACUGUGUUCAGUCAUGCCCAGACAGUGGUCCUGUGUGUUGGCUGCUCAACAGUCCUGUGUCAGCCUACAGGAGGGAAAGCCAGGCUCACAGAGGGUUGUUCUUUCAGAAGAAAGCAGCAUUAAAAAGGAUGAAGAUGGAACUGUAAUGUACAGAAAAGUAAUGUUUCAGAUCAGUGAUCAAUGCCUUAUAAACUAUUCAUUGAUUCCAAUGGAUGCAAAUUAAUAUGUAAUUGUGUAUUUGAAAGAUACAUGGCAGGUUGUUUCUGUUAUGUGAUCUAUUCAGUUUUCCGAAUAAAGCCCUACAUAUCUGCAACAAA